Prunus armeniaca (apricot) is the source of this 633-nucleotide messenger RNA. The record is from the annotation of a GenBank genome assembly. NCBI's taxonomy places the organism in Eukaryota, Viridiplantae, Streptophyta, Magnoliopsida, Rosales, Rosaceae.
AUGCCAUGCAACAAUGAAACUAAGUCCAGAGCUGAUGCUGCUUCUGGACCAAAUUCAAACAUUCCUGAUCCUGAAUUCAACAAGUUUGGGCUUGACGAGGAUAUGGCAAAAAACAUUUUUAGAGCUAAUCAGACAUGGGCUCUUUUUGCUCCAGAAGAUGGCAUGCCAAGAUUCUAUGCUCUUGUCAAGAAAGUGUACACCUCUGGAUCUAAGCUGAAGAUCACCUGGCUGGAGCCAAAUCCAAAUGACCAAGGUGAGAUUGCUUGGUGCAACAAGGAGUUGCCAGUUGCUUGUGGUAAGUACACACUUGGUCACAGUGAAGAAAUUACAAAUCAUCUUAUGUUUUCUCAUCAGAUGCACUUCAGAAGAGGCAGGGGCAGAAACUCUUUUCUGGUAUAUCCUAGGAAGGGAGAAACCUGGACUCUCUACCACAACUGGGAUAUUGGAUGGAGUUGUGAGCCUGAAAAGCAUGUACCUAACAAAUUUGAAUAUGUGGAAGUCCUGCAAGAUUUUAAACAAGAUGUUGGCAUUGAAGUUGCUUAUUUAGGCAAAGCAAAAGGAUUUGUCAGUCUGUUUAAGCAAACCGAGAUGUGCAGGGUUGUGUCAUUUCGAGUGCCGCCUAACGAGCUAUAA